This is a messenger RNA of Malania oleifera, 3442 nucleotides long. RefSeq names its product probable serine/threonine-protein kinase SIS8. The transcript is spliced from 13 exons. Gene Ontology annotation, molecular function: protein kinase activity; ATP binding. The record is from RefSeq and is a predicted model, not a curated record. NCBI's taxonomy places the organism in Eukaryota, Viridiplantae, Streptophyta, Magnoliopsida, Santalales, Ximeniaceae. The coding region runs from base 230 to 2965 and encodes 911 amino acids. Gene Ontology annotation, biological process: protein phosphorylation.
UUUGGGAGUUGUUUGGCGAGACGGAGGAAGCGGUCUAUUGGAGGGAAGGGUGAGCAGUUAAUUUAAUUCCAGUGGCGUCUUCCUUGACGAUGAAGGUGCGCAGUUUAAAGCGAAUCUCCUUUGGUAAAGUGGGCGCAGGUUAAACCAGUAGAGAGAGAAAGAUAGAAAACUAGAGAGAGAGAGAGAGAGAGAGAGAGAGAGAGAGGGUUGUGGCCGAUGCGAAGGAAUCAUGUCUCGAAUGAAGCAUCUGCUGCGAAAGCUUCACAUCGGAGGUGGGCUCAAUGAGCACCAUAGAAUGGCCGAUGCCCGACCCGAACCUGUACCGGUAUCUAAUCCAUCUCCUCCAUUGGCUCCGUCUUCGUCUUCCUCUUCAUCGUCGGCUCCGUUGCCGUCACCGUCUCCGACAACGCCUGAUUUCAAUUUCUUUGAGGAGGAGUUCCAGGUGCAGCUUGCACUGGCAAUAAGCGCAUCAGAUCCCAGUGCAGGCCGCGAGGACCCGGAGACUGCACAGAUCAAGGCCGCCAAGCGGAUUAGCUUGAUUGGGUGUUUGCCGCCGGUCCCCGAAAGCGAAACCCUAGUUGAAUUUCUCUCGCUUCGAUACUGGAACUAUAAUUUUAUCAAUUAUGAUGAAAAAGUGGUAGAUGGGUUUUAUGAUGUUUAUGGCAUUACCACAAAUUCACUGUCGCAAGGGAAAAUGCCUCUGCUUGUGGAUCUUCGAGCAUUAUCUGUAUCAGACAAUCUUGAUUAUGAAGUGAUUUUGGUGAACCGAUCUGUUGAUCUCGAAUUACAAGAGCUCGAGAAUAGAGCAUAUUGUAUAUUUUUGGAGUGCCAAGCUUUGGAGCAUGACCCAAUUUUAAGUGGUUUAGUUCAAAAACUUGCUAAUCUUGUCGUUGGUAGAAUGGGUGGGCCGGUUGGUGAUGCUGAUGAAAUGUUGAAAAGGUGGACUGUGCAGAGUUAUGAGUUGCGAAAAUCUCUAAACAACGUCAUCCUGCCACUCGGCUGCCUGGAUGUUGGACUUUCACGGCACAGAGCCUUGCUUUUUAAGGUACUAGCUGAUAAGAUCAAUCUUCCAUGUAUGCUGGUCAAAGGAAGCUACUAUACUGGCACUGAUGAGGGAGCUGUAAACUUAAUUAAAAUUGAAAACGGAAGUGAAUACAUAAUUGAUCUAAUGGGUGCUCCUGGUGCACUAAUUCCUGUGGAGGUACCAAGUGGUCAUCUUCAAAAUUUGGGAUCAGAUGUAAGGAGUUCUUCAGUUGUCACUGGAACUGUCGAAGAUCCCUGCCUGGUGCCUGACAGGGAUCAGAUGAAAGGAAUUGAAACAUUGGCAGUUUCACCUUAUCACGAUGAAGUUGCUGAAUUUUGUAGUUCAAAUUCAGAAUAUGAAGCCAUUCAAUCAAUAGAGAGUGAUGAAAAACAUGCCAAAAAGAAUAGAGCUGAAAGAUUUGAACAUGAUUUUGGGAAGCUUCUUCCAUCACUACGUAGAUCACAUGAAUGCUCAUCGCCUUUCAGUAGGAAAUCAUCGUCUGCUCAAAAGAUGAAAGUUAAAGAUGUGUCCAAAUAUGUCAUAAGUGCUGCAAAAAACCCAGAAUUUGCGCAGAAAUUACAUGCUGUUUUGUUAGAGAGUGGUGCAUCACCACCGCCUGAUUUAUUUAUGGAUAUAAAUUCCCAAGAUCUGGGAGAACAGAAUAUGCCUAGAAAAAUUCAGAUGUCAGAAGGGAAAAAGGUUGAUGAUGAGGUUCAAUGUCAUCCAGAUAAGACAAUGUCAAACAAUGAGCAAUGCUCUAACCCUUCUUUGCCUCCCCAUACAACAAGUGAUGGAUAUGUGAUUGUUGGUUGUGGGUCUAAUGAAAUGAUGCAAGCUGGUUCAACAGGUGUGGACAUUUCUCCCGGUGCUCAAUCUAGAAUUGUUGCAAUAAGUUCAUAUGGGGAACAAAGUCAUGAAUCACCCAAACAUAAUGCAAUUGAUUCUUGCCGAAGACAGCUUGAAUCAGUCAAUGAUGGUGGACAUAACUCUCUGCAAAGUGCAGGGAUGAUUGUCCGUGACACUGAAAUUGACAAUGAUUCUACCUCAAGAAUGGGUGAAAGAACCAACAAUGGCGUGCUUAUUGAUUGCGAUCACAGCAAUAGGAUUAAUGCAAUGCUGGAUGAGGUUGCAGAAUGGGAAAUUUCUUGGGAUGAUCUUCAGAUUGGUGAACGUAUUGGUAUUGGUUCAUAUGGUGAGGUUUACCAUGCAGAUUUGAAUGGCACUGAAGUUGCGGUGAAGAAGUUCUUAGACCAAGAUUUCUCUGGUGAGGCGCUGGUUCAAUUUAAGUGUGAAGUUGAGAUCAUGUUAAGGCUGAGACAUCCUAAUGUUGUUCUCUUCAUGGGUGCAGUUGCUCGCUACCCAAAUUUCUCGAUACUGACAGAGUUCCUCCCAAGGGGGAGUUUAUAUAGGUUGUUGCACCGAACCCAUAUUCAACUUGAUGAAAAGAGGCGCAUGCGAAUGGCUCUUGAUGUGGCCAAGGGAAUGAAUUACUUGCACACAAGCCACCCUACCAUUGUGCAUCGCGAUCUGAAGUCUCCAAAUCUCCUUGUUGAUAAAAACUGGGUUGUGAAGGUUUGUGACUUUGGUUUGUCACGGAUGAAGCACCACACUUUCCUGUCUUCGAAGUCUACUGCUGGAACGUCUGAAUGGAUGGCGCCAGAAGUUCUAAGGAAUGAACCAUCCAAUGAGAAAUGUGAUGUCUACAGUUUUGGUGUUAUAUUGUGGGAGUUGACUACCUUGCGUGUGCCAUGGAUUGGUAUGAACCCAAUGCAAGUUGUUGGUGCUGUUGGAUUUCAAAAUAGACGUCUUGAAAUUCCAGAAGAGGUUGAUCUGCCAGUUGCACAGAUAAUACGUGAUUGUUGGCAGACUGAACCUCAUUUGCGGCCUUCUUUUUCACAGCUGAUGUCUCGUCUCCGGCAUCUUCAGCAUCGUAGUUGUUGACAGAAUAUAGAGACUACAAAUUGGACAGAACAGCGAUGACAGUACUGUUGUAUAGUGAAGAAAUUGUUCUAGGCUCGAAGAGUCAGAGCAGCAGAAGUUUCAAUUUGGAAAACCAUGGAACAUUUGAGUGCGCUGGAUUGGGAGUGCUGGUUCAUUCAAAGUGGGGACUCAGCACCGCCGAUUCAGAAAAGAGUGGGAAGUAGCUUUUAGCAAUGAAAAUAGGUGAUAUACCUACACGCUAGUUGUUUAAUUCUGCUAAGGCAGAAGGAAAAAAAAAUGGCCCCGCGGGGGGGGGGGAAUCGUAUGUAUCAAAGUUCUACAAAAAUGGGGUCAAAAAAAAGAAAAAGAAAAUAAUCUUGGAGUUCUAGUCCCUGGAAGUAUUUUCAAGCUUCCGGCUUUGAAAUUGUAAAACAUUUGAUCUCUGUAGGUUGUGCGGAAAGUAUAAUAAAAGGACAAAAAAAAAAAAUUUACAGAAAA